Molecule: messenger RNA, 633 nt
Organism: Impatiens glandulifera
Lineage: Eukaryota; Viridiplantae; Streptophyta; Magnoliopsida; Ericales; Balsaminaceae
Product: cytochrome P450 82A3-like
Exons: 1
Coding region: 43-630 (195 amino acids)
Biological process (GO): defense response to other organism
Molecular function (GO): iron ion binding; heme binding; monooxygenase activity
Source: RefSeq, a predicted model, not a curated record
UUAUAGAUUUUGAAUAUUGGGGGAGUAGACACGACCGCCACCAUGCUUACAUGGACUAUUUCCUUACUGAUGAACCAUCGCCGUGUGUUGAUGAAAGUUGAGGAAGAAUUGGACAUCCAUGUGGGCAAAGGAAGGAUCGUGGAGGAGUCUGAUAUUCCCAACUUGGUAUACCUCCAAGCUGUUAUGAAAGAAUCGCUAAGGCUUUAUCCACCGGGUCCACUAGCAGCCCCAAAAGAGUUCACACGAGAUUGCGUUGUGGGUGGUUAUCAUGUGGCGACAGGGACAAGGCUCAUUUUAAACCUUUGGAAACUCCAACGCGAUCCUAAGAUAUGGUCGGAGCCUUUAGAGUUUCGGCCAGAGAGAUUCAUGACUACCCAUAGAAACAUAGAUGUUCGUGGCCAGAAUUUUGAGCUGAUUCCUUUUGGUGCUGGUAGAAGAGUGUGCCCAGGAAUAAACUUUGCCAUGCAAAUGGGACACUUGGUGUUAGCUAGCUUGCUGCAUUCUUUUCAGCUCUCAAAUCUCAACAAUGAAUUAAUAGAUAUGACUGAGACUCAAGGAUUGACAAUAUCCAAAGCUACUCCCCUUGAACUGAUCAUCACUCCCAAGCUUUCUAGUGAUCUUUAUGCAUGAUUC